Clunio marinus is the source of this 1427-nucleotide messenger RNA. NCBI's taxonomy places the organism in Eukaryota, Metazoa, Arthropoda, Insecta, Diptera, Chironomidae. The record is from the annotation of a GenBank genome assembly.
AUGGAUGAUGCAAAAUUUACUUGCUUAAUAAACAAGACUGGUAAACUAUUUAAUAGAUUCUUACGUUCAAUUCUUGCAUUAUUCAGCGUGAUGGACUUUAAAAAGUUUUUACAAAAAAAUCUGCCAUCAAGCACUCCGAAUAUUUUGGACAAAUAUGCGACAAAGACAUCAAAUUCAUCAAUAAACGAGUCGAAUAGCAGUGAAAAAGAAAAUUCUUUAUACUUGUCCUUUGCAAACGACUCUUUCGACUCGGAAAAUUUCGUUUGGGCAAAACCUAACCAAAUUGAAUCAAAUAAGAGUUCUUUAACUAAAACAGCAAUAAAAGAGACAUAUAAAGAGAAAAUUUUUAUUCGAAGGGAAUCAAUUUUAAAAAUAAAUGAAGAGGUUUCAAAUGCAAUUCCCAAAUCCAUCGAAACAAACAUGGUUAGCAAUAACGUAAAUGCGAAUGUUUUGAAGAUGAAAACAACCCCAGAUUUUAAUAAUAAUUGCACUCCAAGUUUUAAUAUAACAGUCCGAAGCAGGGAUUUAACCAGAAAAACUCUUUGGGAGAAAGAAAAUUCACCACAAGGAGUUAAAAUAAACAUUGAAAAUGAAGGAAUUGAAUUCUUUUCACCUGCAAAUAAUGAAGCUCGUAGUCCUUUUAAAGGACAAGCGUGUAUUAACAUCAUCGUGAAAGAUCCAAAUGCUUCACCAAAUGAAGGAAUUGAAUUCUUUUCACCUGCAAAUAAUGAAGCUCGUAGUAUUUUUAAUGGACAAGCGUGUAUUAAUAUCACCAAAGAAAACAUUCAACCAAAAAGAGUCAUGAAAAAUAUGAAAUCAAGAAGAUCGUCAAUACUUAAAACCAGAACACAUUUAUAUUCUCCAAUCAUUCGCAACUCUUUGGAGUGUGGUUAUCUCCUUAAAAAGAAAUUGAAGAAAUCACCAGCACAAUUUCGAAAUUUAGGAGAAUCAAGCAAGUUGAAAAGUCAAAUUCCGAGACCAAUUAUCAAAAGUAACCAUUUGAAUGUCAUUUCCUCAUCUGGUAAUUAUGAGUCUUCAGCAUCCAACUUUCCAAUGACUUCCCAAUUAAAAACAGAUUUCAAAUGUAAAUGGUGUUUAAAAACUUUUAAAGUUUCUCCUGCUCUACUGAAACACGAAGUUGAAAAAUGUGAAAAAAUUCCAUUUAAUGAGAAACGAAAGAAAUUGGCGGAAGUUGAAAGGAAAGAAAUAAGACGACGUCGUGCAAUAUUUUUCUCAACUACAUUACCUAGAAACAGAAAUCGUCGAAAGGAAGUCACUUUUGAGGAUAAUUAAUAUUUUCUAUCACAAUUUAUCUUAAACAUUUUAAAAUUCUAAACAUAUUUUUUAAAACUUUAUUUUUCAUUCAAGUCGAAACUUUUUAAAUAAAACAUAAUUUAACAUUCAAAGAGAGAUUAUGUAUCAAAUUA